CAAUUUCAUGUUCUCCACAUGACUCCGACUUUACUUCAGUUCAAAUUUAUACUUGCUAGCAGUCGGAUAGGUCUUUUGACUUCCUGUAUACAAAAAUACAUUUGUAUUUUAUACUUUUUGUUUUAUAAGUGAAAAAAUCAUCGACUAGUUUCGUCGCGAUUUGUGCCAAGUUUUCCGUGCGGCUUACUAAUUUCCAGUGAUUUAAUUUAUGGAUGCCAAACGUGGUAAUGCCUCCGGGGCACGCCAAAGCGGCAGUGGCUAUCAUGCCUCUAAGACGAGCGUUGCUUCACGCCAUGGUGGUGGUGUUGGUGGUGGAGUAGCAGUGGCACAAAAGCAGGCCAGUCAGGUCAGUUUGACACCCAGCCAGGCCAGGAACCCGGAGAAUCCGAGGAAGAGUCCUUUGGAUGCCCUGAGUCGUAGCGGCAAUAUACGCAACCAGAAUCCCUUCCAGCGUCGCUCUGGCUUGCAGGAUGUUGAUGAAUCCUUCCUGGCUUCGAACGCCUUUGCCCGGCCCCCAAGGGUUCGUCAUUCUGGACUGGAGAGGGAAAACGUGCCGCAGGUAGCUGCAGCAGGUGCACCUGCUGGACAACAGGGUUCGUCAGCAAUGGCUCCCGUUCGCGUUUCUGGGGGUCAGGAUCCCAAUCAGCAACAGCAGCAGCAGUAUCAGCAGAUGCCUCCAGUUGAUGUCAUGCAACAGCAGCAGCAAAUGCCUCCGUCGCCAACUAUGCCCUUGCAGCAGCAAACGCAACAGCCGUACAUUCAACCGGCUGCUGGACAGCCAACACGUAUGGAUCCGGUACCCUCUGGUCGGGCUCGUGCCCAUCAACAGCAAGUGCCACAUCAACAGCAGAUUCAACAGCAGCAACAAAUGCCACCGCAGACGGGCUAUGAGCAGCAGCAACAGCCACAGGUGAUUCAGCCAGAUGCCCAAAUGCAAAGUAAAUUUGCAACCCAGCAGCAUCAGUUGCAGCCACAACAUCAAAUGUCUCAGCACGGAUACCCUGCUCAGCCGCCGCCAGCCGGUGCUCAGCAAACAACCCAACCGCCAGCCGGAGGAGCCGUUGCCCAAGGAGAUGGUGUCGGCAAUAAUGCGCCCAGCGGUGGGGCUGCAGCACCACCUGAUGCCGAGAUGUGCACCACUUGUCCUAAUUGCCAGACCACUAUCUAUUUAGUGCGUUCCCCGGAGCUUGGCCAUGGAGAUGCCGGCUUGCCUGUUCAGUAAAAAAAAUAUAUAAAAUCAAGACCGAGUGAAGUGCACCAAAUUUCGAGUGCAAAACUCAUCAUCAUUGUUUAAUAAUGUUUUUGUUAAUUACCGACCGCGAUACUGGUUGUUGGAAAUACAAUACUUUAGAAAACAAAUCUAAAUUAAAACCAGCCAAAUAAAGAAAUUCCAAUAAUA
Messenger RNA from Drosophila eugracilis, 1399 nucleotides. RefSeq names its product nuclear transcription factor Y subunit beta. The coding region runs from base 209 to 1222 and encodes 337 amino acids. The transcript is spliced from 4 exons. The record is from RefSeq and is a predicted model, not a curated record. NCBI's taxonomy places the organism in Eukaryota, Metazoa, Arthropoda, Insecta, Diptera, Drosophilidae.